Molecule: messenger RNA, 1673 nt
Organism: Aphanomyces invadans
Lineage: Eukaryota; Oomycota; Saprolegniomycetes; Saprolegniales; Verrucalvaceae
Exons: 2
Coding region: 1-1563 (520 amino acids)
Cellular component (GO): nucleus
Molecular function (GO): DNA binding
Source: RefSeq, a predicted model, not a curated record
AUGGACGGAGGCGCGGUUGGAGCCGAGGCGACCGCCGCGACGAAAUCUCGCAAGCGGCCAAGGCGCGAGACUACUUUGGUGGAGAAGCUGCAACUCAUUCACCGCGCCGACUCGGGCAGCGUGAGCCAACGCAAGCUCGCGAAAGACUUUAACAUUGGCCUUGGCACGGUCAACAACAUCUUGAAGAAGAAAGCAAACACGCUGUUGGAAGCUCACGAAGGCACGCCGCGUGAAGCGAAAGUCCGAAAGAAACCGCGGCACGAAGUGGUGGACCAGCUCGUGUUUGAAUGGAUCAAGGGAGUAAAGGGCACCCUCACCGGAAAGAUGGUGAAAGCAAAGGCGCUGGAACUGGCCAAGCGCAUGCCAAACACUCAACUCUUCAAAGCGUCCAACGGAUGGCUCGAGUCGUUUUGCAAGCGCCACUCGAUCUCGUUUCGAAAGCUGCGCAAGGACGCAUCCACGUCGUCCGUUGGCGCGAACGUCCCAACCUUGGAAGCCAUGCUGCCCGACAGCGGCUUUGACGAGUGGGCGCAAUGGUUUGGGUCCAUGAGCAGCGUUUUGGGCCUGUACUCGGCCGACGACAUCUACAGCUGCAGCGAGACACAACUGCUCUACCAAACGUUGCCCGACACCGCUGCACGGCUGCUCAAGGACCUCAAAACGCACAACCUGUCGCUUCAUGAGGACACGGAAGUUGCGACGGUGCUGCUGUGCUGCAACAUGUCGGGCUCGCACAAACUCCCGCCGCUCGUUAUCGGAUGCGAUCGCCCGUCGAUGAUCACCCAGCACCACGAUGAUCUUGGAUUCAAGCGAGCGCCUCAAGCGUGGAUGACCGCCGACAUCUUCCACGAAUGGCUCCUGGCGCUGGACCUGUCGCUCAAGCGGAAAGUUCUCGUCAUUUUGCCCAGCACCCCGUGCCACUCGUCCGAUCUCGACCUCGAACACGUGUGUCUCCGCGUUUGUCCGACGUAUCUGCCGUCCCAGCUGAGUCCGUUGCUGCAAGGGGUCGUGGGCCAAUUUAAAGAUGCCUACCGGGUCCUUCUUCUUCGCCACGUGAUUGCAAGUGCCCACCUGAAGAAGGACGCGCUUCCUCCCGCUCAAGUCCAUGUCGAUGGGCAUCAACUCCACGCGUGGAUCGUCGCGGCGUGGGCUACCGUCACAGCCACCCAUUGCCAGCACAGCUUUAGUCGCCAAGCCGUGGUACCGACCACCGAGCUCCAGUCGCUCUUGGCGCUCUUCCACGUGCUGUUUCCUGUAUCGGACGCGUCGUUAAUCCUGUCGGCGGUCGAAUACGUCAACUUUGACGACCACCUCCCGACGCAGCUCAUGUUUCCCGAAGACUUUCUCGCCCGCGACGCAACGGAACCGACGACCGACCUGACCGAAUCCAAAGCGUAUGCGCAGCUUGACGGGUUGCGCCAAUUCGCCAUAGCCAAGCAGCACCCCGCCCUCGUGGCCAGCCUCAGCCAAGCUAUCCUCGCGAUGGAGCAUCGCACGACGGAUGCCCUCAUCCAGUCGAUCGGCCUCGCGCAGCCGUACGCAUGGGACGAUCCGGACUCGUGAAGCAGCCAUGUCGAGAGCCGAGCACACAACGACAGCGACGUCCAUGUCGACGAUGCCGCCGCACCUACUCAACCACGUCGUUAUGUUUACUAUUUAUCCAUCUGCGCCGG